Molecule: messenger RNA, 3188 nt
Organism: Cyprinus carpio (common carp)
Lineage: Eukaryota; Metazoa; Chordata; Actinopteri; Cypriniformes; Cyprinidae
Gene: nkain4
Product: sodium/potassium transporting ATPase interacting 4
Biological process (GO): regulation of sodium ion transport
Source: RefSeq, a predicted model, not a curated record
UUCUUCUUCCUCUCCCUCUUUCUUCGCACUUCACUUCUCUCACGCACUCCUCCCGCUUCAGUAGUGAUCGGCUCCACACUUGCACGCGUUUCACCGAGCGCCGCUGGAAACAAUGGGAGCAGAGCCGCUUUGUGUCGGACAGAGACUGACGCGCUCCUCUGUGUUUGUUUAGGACUUUCUGCUGAUAGUCUCAUAUAUUCAGGAUCUCAUUAUCGCGUUUAACACAAUGGGCUGCUGCAGCGGACGGUGCACCCUUAUAUUUCUGUGCACGUUUCAGUUGAUGGUGGCGUUAGAGAGGCAGGUGUUUGAUUUCUUGGGCUACCAGUGGGCUCCAAUCCUUGCAAACUUCUUCCACAUCCUGGUUGUCAUCCUGGGCUUGUUUGGCACCAUUCAGUAUAGACCUCGCUACAUUGUGGUGUAUACUGUGUGGACAGCGCUGUGGGUGGCCUGGAAUGUCUUUAUCAUCUGCUUCUACCUGGAGGUUGGAGGUCUAUCAAAGGACAGCGACCUCUUGACGUUUAACAUCUCGGCACACCACUCCUGGUGGAGCGAGCACGGGCCAGGCUGUGUCCGAAGAGAGAUCCCCGCCAGCGGAAACCGCAGUGCAGACACACAGUCCUAUAUAUCCAUCAUGGGCUGCCUGCUGGAGUACCAGUACAUUGAAGUCCUGCACAGCAGCUUCCAAAUCCUUAUCUCCCUGCUGGGUUUCAUCUACGCCUGCUACGUCAUCAGUGUCAUCACAGAGGAGGAGGACAGCUUUGAUUUUAUUGGUGGAUUUGAGCCAUUCCCACUCUACCAUGUCAAUGAGAAACCAUCUCAUCUUCUGUUAAAGCCUGUGCAUCAGUCUUCGUAAAUGAAAGUGUGUUGUGAAGAAGAGGCGCUCUGCCCAUUCCUCCUCUCUGCUCCUCACCUCCUGCCUCUCCUCUGUUUAAAACGCUUCCUAAUUGCCCUAAAUCAGCCCUUUCUGGAGUACUGGACAAAACACAGCUGCUCCAUCAGACGCUCUGGCACAUUGUUCCAGCUGCCUCAUUUAGACGCUCUUGCAAGUGGAUGUAAAACAUAUCUAAACAAAAAGGCCCAGUAUUUUGUUGGUGUGGUGUGUGGUCCAUGCGUUUGAGUUAUUCAAGGGGAGUUCAGAUGUUGAGGUUCACCGAGUUCCAGCUCUGUUUGUGUGUGUGGAGGAGGGCCAUUGUGUGCUGUUUACCUUCACACAGGAUUUGCACAGUAAAACCGAGCAGGGAGCCGAGAGGAGGAAAACGGGUGCGGCCCAAAAAUAAAAAAUAAAAUAGACAAAGCAAGCUGGCCUCCUGCGGCACUCAAAAAUAGAAGCAAAGGAAGUGUAAAAUAUAAAUACAAGAAACAAUUAGAGCUUUUCUGAGUUGUUUAGUGUCAUAGUUUAAUGUACAUUGCUCAUAAUUCACUGUAAACUUUUUUUAUUAUUAUUUUAAGACUUGAUUUAUAUGCAGUGAACCCCAAAUCACUGUAUUUAGACACUCAAAUCACACUAAACAAUGUAUUAUAGUCAUUAAAUUAGAUCAAAUAUACAUCUGGCUGAUUUGUUUUCAGAUGAUUAUUAAUUGAUUUGCAUCUAAUGCAAUGAAAAUUGUGCAUUUUAAGUGUUUUUGGGGUUACUGUGCAUGCUGUCAGUAUUUUUAAUGUUAAUAAUCCUCAUUUAUUGCACAAUGUGUUUGUAUCAGCCUUUAGAUUAGAUCAAACAGAAACUAGUUUGGCCUUCCUCUGGUAGUCACUGGCAGUACAAUUAUUAUAUAACCUCAAUUGAUAUUAUAACAGGACUGGCUGAUGUUGUGAAACAGAAAACGGUUUUUUCAUUUGAAUGGUGCUUUUGUGAUCAAAUAUUAGUUUGUGAACAAAUCGUCAGCAUGUCGUUCUGUGAAUAUGAGUAGCGGUUGAGUGGCUGUCAAUGUCUUUCACUGUAGAUGCGGAGCUACUGUAGCUGUUUACUGGAAACAUAAACCUCAAAGCACAAAUGACUGACCUGACGUGUAUCAUAGUGUGUAUGACAUGUUUUGAAGAGAGGGACUGUGUAUUUCUUUCCAAACUGAGAUGUGAAGGCCAAAGGUCAGUAUGUUUUUUCUAACUUUCAUAGUCACAUAGUUGCUUGUUUUCCCAGAUGUUUCAUAUCAUGAGGCUUGUGUACUGUAUGGGCAGCAUUUUGGGUGAUUGUGGCCUGAUGGUAAAGGAACUGGACAUUGCUAUUGCUUAUAAGUCCUUAUUUUUCCCUUAAAAUGCAAAAAGGAGAACUUUUGAAAAAUGCUCAUGUUGCUCUUUUUCCAAUCAAAGAAAGCACCAUAAAAGUGGUCACUCUUAACAUUAAAAGUUUUUUAUUGGCAUCUGUUUUUCCAUGAAGAGACUUUAACAUCCAUGGAACCUUUUAUGUAAUAGAUAUUGUUCUUUGCGAAGAAAAAAAAAAUUCUUUAAAGAACUGUUCACUGCAAGGUUAUUUGGCAACCCCCUUUUGACUUCUGUAUGUUCAAAGUCAUCUGAAGUCCUGCAUUAGCUUUGUGCUUUUGUUGCUUGGAAAAGAGCAGCUUGAACAUUCUACAAAACAUCUUCUUUUGUGUUCCUCAGAAGUACAGUUUUGUAUCAACAUAAGGGCAAGUUAAUGAUGAAAAUGUUCAUUUUUAGAUGAACUGCUCCUGUAAAUGUUGAAAUUAGGGGAAGCCGUAUCAAUUAGCAAUUACCUAAAUGGCAUAAACUAACGUUUUCAGCUUAAUAACAUUAGCUUACAGUUAUCUUGUUCAGUGUUCUGGUAGAUCCUCAUAUUGGUCAUGAAUCUAUCCUGCCCCCUAGUGUUCAAUGUCUUUCUGUACAAGACAACUCGACUCUACGGACCAGGAACAUUGCAUUUUGUACACACUCUCUGAAAAUACUCUUUUGUAUUUGUAGAGUUUAGGAUCUUCAACAUACUCCAGCAAUGGUAGUCUGCUGCAGAAGUGUCAUAAGGAGAAAAAGACUGAUAUAGAUUUAUAUCACACCUCUCCCCUCGUCUGUAUGUCUCUGUCUCUUUUUACAGGUGUUUUUUGUAAGCACUUUUUGUCUCUCUUUUCUGUGUUUGGUCUCUUCUCCAUAGUUCUUCAUUGACUGCCUGUCCAUCAACACAUGUUUGCUGACCAGAGUGUAAAUAGAUGUUUUGUUAAUAAAAGUAUGCUUUUCAUCUGCUGACUACA